AUGGGGUUUGAGGAAGAGGAGAAAGUCCCAUGGAAAGUUCUGGAGCAACAGGAGAAUGCACAGAAGAAGUUGUUGGAAGAGAGAAACCAGUUGAAGACUCUGCAGGAACUGGAGAAAGCUCACCAGCAGGCUUUGGUAGGACUGAUAAAAAACCAGAAGAAAGCCAAGGAAGAACGUGAGAGAGCUCAGAAGAAACCCCUGGAAGAAAAAGAAGGCAUUGAAAAAGCCCUGGAGGAACUAGCAAGAGCUCAGAAAAGGGCCCUGGAAGAAUUGGAGGUGGCUCAGAUAAAUGCUCUGGAGGAACUGGAGAAAGCUUGUAGAAAGGGUCUACAAGAGCAAGAAAGAGCUCAGAGGGCUGCAUUAGAAGAACAGAAGAGAGUGCAGAAGGCUCUAGAGGAACUGCAGUUGUCACAAAGAAAAGCUGUGGAGGAGCAGGAGAGAGCUCAAAUAAGGGCUGUCAGAGAACAAGAGGGAGCACAGGAAAUCCUGAAAGAACUUGCAAAAACAGACCAACAAGCCUUAGAGGAGCAGCAGAGGACUAAGAAUGAACAAAACGAAGCUAAUAAAAUCUUGGAAGAACUGGAGAAAGCAAAAAAAAAAAAAAAAAAAGCCCUAGAAGAACUUGAGAGAGCUCAGAAAGAGCUCCUGUGUGAGCAAGAGAAAGCUCAGGAGAAAGCUCAGAAGAAAGCCCUGGAGGAACAGAAGAGGACUCAGAAAGACCUGGAGAGAUCUCAGGAGCAGUGUGUUGGACAGCAAGGGAACUUUAAGGAGAAAGUCCUUGUGCAAUGGGAAAGAGCUAAAAAAAAAAAAGCUUCCUGA
Messenger RNA from Nipponia nippon (crested ibis), 819 nucleotides. Lineage: Eukaryota; Metazoa; Chordata; Aves; Pelecaniformes; Threskiornithidae. The record is from RefSeq and is a predicted model, not a curated record.